Messenger RNA from Mugil cephalus (flathead mullet), 2506 nucleotides. Its product is annotated as zinc finger protein 569-like. Bases 208 to 1452 code for a protein of 414 amino acids. Gene Ontology annotation, biological process: regulation of transcription by RNA polymerase II. NCBI's taxonomy places the organism in Eukaryota, Metazoa, Chordata, Actinopteri, Mugiliformes, Mugilidae. The record is from RefSeq and is a predicted model, not a curated record. The transcript is spliced from 3 exons. Gene Ontology annotation, molecular function: DNA-binding transcription factor activity; RNA polymerase II cis-regulatory region sequence-specific DNA binding.
GAUUUAACAACGCAGCGGAACACAAUGAUGACUCUCCUUCUCUGACGGAACUUUAUAGUGGGACACCAGUCGGAAGUGUUUUUUUUUUCCUUUCUUUUCCAAACUCGUGAGUAGUGUUGUUGUGUUUUUAUGUUUGUGGACUAAGCUGGAAUAAGGCUGUGUCGUGUCUUCGUGUCCCAGAUAAAUAUUUGAGCUGUUGAAGUAACAAUGUCUGGAGGCGAGAGUUUGAAAACAUUGAUCAUCGAGCGACUAACUGCUGCUGCUGAAGAAAUAUUCGGACUAUUUGAAAAAACUGUCGUUCAGUACGAGGAAGAGAUCGAUCGUCAUCGCAGGCGGCUGGAUAUCGCCUGGAAACCAGAGAUAAAGUUACACAGAAUAGACCUACCACAGCAACAUGUCUGCACAGAGGAGGAGGUUCCCACUGACCAGCAGCUCUGUAACCAGGAGAGGAAUUCCAGUUUGGAGGAACCUGAACCUCCACAGAUAAAAGAGGAACAGGAGGAACCAGAACCUCCACAGAUAAAAGAGGAACAGGAGGAACCAGAACCUCCACAGAUUAAAGAAGAACAGGAGGAACUCUGCAGUAUUCAGCAGGAAGGACAUCUUAUACUGAACCAGGAGACUGGUUCCCCAGAUCACAUAGGAAGCAAGCAUGUAGACUCAGGAUCAACAACAAAUGCAGAGCUGGAUCCAAAGGAGAGACGUCACAGAGACGCAAGUCACACUAGCAAUGUAGACAACUCUCCUGUGUCAGAGAGUCAGUGCGGUACUAACACAGGUAAAAAGUCUGUAACAUGUGAUGUCUGUGGAAAAGUCUUUAAGUACAUGCAUUUAAUGAAGAGACAUUACCGAUUUCACACAGGUGAGACACCUUACCAUUGCAACACAUGUGGUAAACGUUUCACGCAGAGUAGCAGUUUGAUUUUACACACCAGGAUUCACACAGGCGAAAAGCCAUAUGGUCGCAAAGCAUGUGGUAAACAUUUCAGUCAAUAUAAUGAUUGUCAUACAGGUGAGACGCCAUGUGGUUCUGAUACAUGUGGUAAGACCUUCACUCAAAGUAAUAACUUAAAGAAAUACUUGAGGACUCACGCAGAUGAGAGGCCGUACUUUUGUAAAGUAUGUGAUAAAACAUUUAUGAACUGGUCAUCAGUUCGAGAUCAUAUGAUAAUCCACUCAGAUGAUAAGCCAUUCUCUUGUGAGACAUGUGGGAAACGUUUCAGUCAGAAUUAUCCUUUGACUCUGCACAUGAGGAUUCACACAGGUGAGAAACCGUUCCCUUGCAAAGCAUGCGGGAAACGUUUUAAUCAAAGUGGUUCUUUGAAUAAGCACAUAAGGACUCAUACGGGUGAGAAGCCAUAUCGUUGUCACACAUGUGGAAAGACCUUCAAUCAAAGUAAUAAUUUAACACGGCACAUGAGGACUCACAGAGGUGGGAAGUUAUCAUCCUGAAAUUUCUGUGGGAAACAAUGUCUGGGAAGCUGAGCUUGAAAAGCAUGUCAUACUGUAGCAGACAGCUGAUCUAAUUAUUCUCUGAGUUGAGGUAAUAAACUACCAACAUUGUAAACAUAUUAACAUUUAAUUUGAAGAAGACAAAUGAGACAUUUUUGGUAGUUGAUUGCUGUCUGGGCAUAAUAUGCACUUUCAAUAAAUGGAGGGCAUGUUAUUUCCUUCUCCCUCCUCCUGUACAAUAAGUACAGGAGUAAAUAAGCCCGAACUCGAACUUUUUCGUUAUAGUGUACACAGAACAUUUCAUUUUUGCAACUGAUCAAAACAUAGCACGUACAAAUUAACAAACAACAAUGCCUUUUCUGUCACUUUCCCAUUUCUCAGUCUAUAGAAGUGCUCUGAAAUCACUGGCUGCUGCCAAGCCUUUUCUUGCAACACCUGUAAACAAAACAACCAUAAAAUCACUUAAAAUUAGUAAAUAAAUCGAAGACUAAUCUGUCAUUUAUGUUCAACUACAAAUAUUAAUUUUAUCAAUCCAAAUUUCCUACAUAAAACACCUGAAUCUCUUGGCUCUUUGGACAUCUGAUCUCUCUCCUCAUCUUCAUCAGAACUGUCGUCACUCUCUGAAAAUGGCUUCCUUGUCUUCAUCUCUGGAUGAGUCUGAAUGUGAAGAGCUUGCAGUGAUAUCCCCCUUCACUCUCAUACUCCCUUCCAUCCUUGUACUUGCAUUUCUUUUCCCAUAAAAAAUACCCAGCCAAAAUAGCCAAAUUUGAAAUAACUAUUGAAAUAUUCAAGUAUAAAAAUCUGUUCUAUUGUUGUAAUGUACAAACAAGUGCAUGACAUGAAUUAGCCUAACAACCACCAAGCCACUGUGCCACCCUCAAACACACAUGUAGAAUAUAAAUGUUGAAUGAGUGGAGCACUCAAGAUGAAACAUUUCUUUUUUUGCUCUCGCUCUUUUGUUGUGUGUGUGUAAACAGUGCUGUUAUAAUGUCUUUAUGUUGGUUUGUUAUUCAAAAAGUUAUGUUUUAAUGUUAUAAAAUACAUGUUCAAAAUA